Molecule: messenger RNA, 2704 nt
Organism: Pygocentrus nattereri (red-bellied piranha)
Lineage: Eukaryota; Metazoa; Chordata; Actinopteri; Characiformes; Serrasalmidae
Gene: atf7ip2
Product: activating transcription factor 7 interacting protein 2
Exons: 12
Coding region: 154-1212 (352 amino acids)
Biological process (GO): regulation of DNA-templated transcription
Cellular component (GO): transcription regulator complex; nucleus
Molecular function (GO): transcription coregulator activity; protein binding
Source: RefSeq, a predicted model, not a curated record
GAAUCGGUGAUUUUCAGGAACCGAUUCUUUGUGGCGCCGACUCCCAGCGCUGUGUAGCUCUCUAGAAGUGAGUGAGUGGAGGGAAAGGUGUAGCUGCAGACACAAGGGGCUUUACAACGUGCUGCCUUUGGCCGAGUUUCAGACGAUCCAGACAUGAAGCGGAGGAGACCUGACUGUGAACCGUUGGGAUCUGGGACGCCCCCUCCGGCUCUGACGCGCUCUAACGCCGAGGUUCGAAGUAUGGUCUCCCAAGAAGUCCGUUCUGCUGUUGAACAAACUGACAAAAUGAUGAAGUCUCUGAUGGAGAGAAUUCAGGAGAUGGACAGCGAACCCAGGUUUGAUGCAAGAAUCAAGAAACUUCAGGCUCAUGUAAAGAAGGUCAAACGAAGAGGAGAUGCCGUCUUUGUGUACAUUCGGAAGCAUGGCAUUUCAGAGAUGUCCCAGAAUCAGCAAAGAUCACUUGGUUCACUGCAGACUCUCACGGCCGUGUCGGAGAUGAAGAACAUCAGUUCUGCCAACGGAGAGUGUUCUGGUGACGGCACAUCAACAUCAGCAGUCAUUGACUGCGAGGGAGUCGUGGUGAGAAAACCUAAGGAUGGCUUUUGGCAGAGUUUGCGGUCCAAGAAACAGAUUGUGGACCUGACGGAUGAAGCAGAAGCGUGCAGACAAAAUGGGAAAAGGCACACCGACUCCCCUCUAACGGCUCAGGCUUCAGUGCAGAAAGAUGAUACUAAGGCAUCUGCACUUGAACGGCCAAAGAGUCCAUGUACAGACGUAGAGGAGAAGAGGUCUGCGGCAGAGGCAGCUCAGGCUGGCCUGCCGUCAAAGCUUCCUCCGUUUCCGGACACUCCGUUUCCCAGUCAGCUGCCUUUGGCGGCUGCCACCAAAAACCUGCCCCAGAAGCCUGUGGUGAAGGUGGCUCGCAUCGACAACCCACAAGGCAUCGCCCUGCUAUGGAACGUCGAGGAGGAGGACCCCCACGCUCCGGACAUGGACUGCUAUUACAUAUACGUAACCCAGGAACACAGUGAUGGCACUUUUUGCAAGUGGAAAACCAUGGGAAUUAUCAAAGCGAUGCCUCUGCCUAUGGCCUGUAGGGUCACGGGUCGGUCGGUAGGCAGCGCGCUGCACUUCGUCAUCAUCGGGAAGGACAUCUACGGACGCUACGGACCGUACAGUAACAUACAGACUGUUGUGGCCAACAAAACUUGAUCACUUUUACACUGACGCAUUGUGACCCUUUUAACUCCACGUAAAGCAUUAGAGCGCUUUCAAUAAAGGCAUUUAGGGGUAAAGUUUCAGCAUCAUUACAUCUGAAGCCUUAUUGAGCUCUAGGGAUUUUAGAGUGCUGACUACUCUUAACAGUAUUAUCAGGGAAUGGUUUUGUACAACAGCCUCAGGUGAAUUGUUUAUUGUUACAGUAAGACGUAAUCAUCAUUUAUCUUCUCAGAUUCGGAGCAGCGAACACCAGUUUAUACAGAAUCCUGUAGUUGUGUUAUCAGAAGCUUCGGCAUGGAAGCGGAGAGGACAGGAUUUAGGCGUGAGGGAAUGAUCGCCGACACAAACAGAGGUGACGUUUAAUGUAAAAUACAUUUAUUUGACUUCAAAAAACACAAUAUUGAGCCCUUGUGGUUGGGAGUCAGUUACUGGAAACAGAAGCAACUGAACAGACUUUACCAAGCAGACAAGCGAAAACGGUUCCAAACAAAAAGCUGCCAUUGUAGCUUCAUUCCAAUUUCAAAGCCUUCAGUAAUAUCCAACAAGAUUGAUUCAUAGGGGGAUCGGGGGGGGGGGCAGGGAACAGAUUCAAGCUUGUUGGAAUAAUACUUCAUUACAAAAAAUAUUAACAGUCCACAUAAUAAAUACAGCUCAACUGAACUCUUCCAGAUUGCCCGUUAUGCCUCCUCAGGCGUCACAGAAUUAAAUACCAAGAGGAAACGGUGUGACCAGACUGUACAGCCUCUUUCAGCAUUUUCAAACGUAAAAUCCUACUGAAGCCUUUAUUCCAAUGCCUAAUAAACUACAAUUGGUGUCUGUUUUAAUAUUGAUGGUACGCUAAAUGCAGGUAAAAUAAAACAUGCAGUAUAACUAAGGAACACACAAAAAACCGUAUACAAGCUUUUAAAGGCAUAAUAAACACAUCCUGCCAUGUUUUGUUCAGCUUCAAGUAUGAAGUAGUGCUUAGCAAAUUGGCAGCAUACUUUAAUCUUUUCUAACUUUUUUUUAUUUUAUUUUAUUUUUUUUUUAAACCCUAUAAAUCCUACACUUUAAGUCUGACUCCUUAGGAUUGGUCCUAACGUCUGCAUAGUCAAGUAUUACCAAGCCAAUUUUGCCUCCGUCUUACAUAUUUUGGUACACUUUACUGCAGGGUAUGUAAGGCUUUAUGACUCCUACAUAAGCUAGUCGUGACAACCAACAUAAACAUUUAUAGGAUAGGAUUUUUUUUUUGGGUGGGGGGGCAUAAUGGGACCACAAUCCCUGUUUAGGGGCCAAAUAAAUGCCUUCAAAUUCAAAGUAAUGGUCUCAAUGUCGUUAAAUACGUUUGUUAUAAUGAGAACAUUUUCUACAGCCUCAACCUCACUACUGAUAGAGCUCAUUUCAUUGAUUAUUUCAGAUACUAGGCUUCGUCCUUUAGAGAAAUUGUUAUUUUAAUAUGAAGGUAUUCUGUUGCAUUCUGUGAAUAAAAUGCUGGGAAAGAAGUAAA